CAAAGAACCACGAAACUGAACAUGACGUGUCAAACGAGGGAGAACAACCUGGAGUUAUAUUCAGACAUUAUAAACAGAUUAACAGGAGAUAAAUAAACACUAUAUUGCUAGCAAGUGUGGUUUAGCAGCGCUAGCUCGCUUUAGCUACAGCUGACAGAUGAGUUAGCGUUAGCUGGCUAAAUAUUACCUCACUGCUCUCCAGUGUCUCAGUUAUGAGUUCCCCAGUCUACUGCGGUUAAUAUGAUAAAGAUAGUUAAUAAAUAAUUACGUGAUUCACUUGCUGUGGACAGCGUGGGUGUCGUGAGUGUGGACGUGGAGAAGACUCAGGACGUAGAUUAAAAUUAAGUUUGUUUUUUAUCAUUGUAUGACAGUGUAGGACAUUCGUAUUUGUGUGGAGUACUGCAAAACUACACACACGACAUUUGUUAUUUGUUCUCAGGAGUAUCAUGGCUAAACAAAGUGAUGACAGCCACACCUUCACUGUAAAUACUUGUCUUCAAUUUUCUGAAGGGGAACGUGACAGGAUCUACAUGGACUACAACGCUACUACUCCACUGGAACCUGAAGUGAUCCAGGCCAUUACUGAAGCCCUGCAUGAAGCCUGGGGAAACCCCAGCAGCAGCUAUAUUGCAGGUGCCAAGGCAAAAGCAAUCAUUAAUCAGUCCAGAGAAAAUGUGGCAAGAAUGGUCGGUGGAAAAGCAGAGGACAUCAUUUUUACUUCAGGUGGAACGGAGGCCAAUAAUCUGGUGCUCCACACUGCUGUAGAGCACUUCAAGAGAAACCGUGAGGCUGCAGAGGAACGUGAAGGGCGGCACAAUGGGUGCUCUGGUCUUCCUCACAUUAUCGCCUCCAACGUUGAACACGACUCCAUCAAACUAGUAGCAGAGCAUCUGCAGAGAGAGGGCAAGGCAGAUGUCACAUUUGUCCCUGUGUCUAAGACGACAGCUCGUGUGGAGGUGGAGGACGUGGUUGCCGCCGUGCGUCCCAACACGUGUCUCAUCUCCAUCAUGCUGGCCAACAAUGAGACCGGGGUCGUCAUGCCAGUCCAGGACAUCUGCCAGAGAAUAAAAUCUCUGAACAAGCAUCCUGAGCGGCUGAGGAUCCUGCUCCACACUGAUGCUGCACAGGCUUUAGGGAAAAUCCAUGUUGAUGCCUGUGAACUGGGCGUGGAUUACCUCACCAUAGUGGGACACAAGUUCUACGCCCCUCGGAUCGGUGCUUUGUACGUCAGCGGCCCUGGAACGAGAACGCCGCUGUAUCCUAUGCUGUUUGGAGGAGGACAGGAGAGAAACUUCAGACCAGGCACUGAAAACACGCCGAUGAUUGCUGGUCUGGGAAAGGCUGCAGAAAUGGUGACCUCUAAUCUGGCAGAUUAUGAGCGGCACAUGCGAAGCACCAAGCUUUACUUGGAAGAACGACUGCGGACUGUUUUUAAAGACAGGAUCCAUUUCAACAGCCAUUACCCCGGUUCUGAAAUCCUCCCCAACACAUGUAACGUGUCCAUCCAGGGCCCGACAUUACAAGGCUGGAGGGUAUUGUCCAGCUGUAGGAGGCUGCUCGCCAGUGUUGGCGCUGCCUGCCACUCAGACAGUGGAAACAGGCCCUCCCACAUCCUCCUGAGCUGUGGCGUCCCAUCAGAAGUUGCAGCUAAUGCUUUGAGGCUGAGUGUGGGCAGAGGCACGACCAAGGAAGACGUGGACGCUGUCGUGGAGGAUCUGAGGGAAACCGUGCGGCUGCUGGAGGAAAUAAACUAAAAGUCUUCAUGUCAACAAGGUUUUCCUACUUGUUGGGUCAAAUAAGGAUCAAAAUGCACUAUGAGGUUUUAUUGUUACAUGUAAAAUAAAUCAAAUUUUUAAUAUAAAUAAUAAAAGAGAACUUGAAUUGACCUGAUGGGGUGAUGUGAUGGAGAGAUGUCAUA
This is a messenger RNA of Solea senegalensis (Senegalese sole), 1918 nucleotides long. It is a transcript of the gene scly, whose product is annotated as selenocysteine lyase. The record is from RefSeq and is a predicted model, not a curated record. The transcript is spliced from 12 exons. Bases 447 to 1754 code for a protein of 435 amino acids. NCBI's taxonomy places the organism in Eukaryota, Metazoa, Chordata, Actinopteri, Pleuronectiformes, Soleidae.